CGAACACAACAAACCCCGGAAAAGGAAGGAAGCGGAAAAAAACGGGGCUGAACGUUUCACAAAAAGUGAAGUUGGAGAAGUUCCGAACAACUGGAAUGAAAGUGUCCGCGAACUGUCACCUGCGCACAGAAGAGAGCGAAGUUAUCGAUGCGGGCUUUCGGCUACAAGUCACCGAUCGCGUCGCAACGUGGCAGUUGAGGCAAAGCUCACCGUCGGCGCAGAUCGGUCGUUGGCUCCACUCGGCAACAGUUGCAACACCCCUGACGCGCACGACAGGAUCAAUGUGGCCGAGCCGGUUCUGUGUUUAGAGAACAGACGUGGGUCGACGCCCGGUGCUCCGUGUGAGAUGACCUGACUCCUGAGUUCACUGGCUCCCACCGUCGCGACACGAUGACCAGAAUAGCCUGGUACCAGGAGAAGAUCGGGGCCUAUGAUCAACAAGUCUGGGAGAAAUCUCUGGAGAAGGCAGAUCUAAAUGGUUUAGACAGCAAACCAAGGAAGACGGGUUACAUCAAGCAAGACCUCAUUGAUGUCGACCUCGUAAGAGGAUCCACAUUCAGCAAAGCCAAACCAGAGAGUCCCUGGGCAGCCCUGACUCGAAAAGGUCUGGUCAGAGUGCUGCUGUUCCCGUUCUUCUUCCAGUGGUGGAUCCAGGUGACCUCCAAGUCCAUCUCCUCAUGCAUCCUUGUCCUGUACUUCAUGCAAGUGGCGGCAGUGGUGCUGUACGUGGAGGUCCCCGGGGCGAGUGCCAGCGAGGUGUUUGGACCCAUUUGUCUGAUGCUGCUGCUGGGCACCGUGCACUGCCAGAUUGUGUCGACGGAGUCCAGCCGGUGGCCCUCGGGCAGUCCAGCUGCCAGCAGCACCACCAGCCCUGCGCGCAGACGGAGGCCGAGGAAGGGCAGAGUUCUGAAAAAAUCAGAUGAGAAGAACGACAGAGCGGACCAACAACAGCAGGGGCCCUGGCCGUUGGAAGAAAGCCAACGAUUAUACGGAAAUGAGGAGAGGAGGAGCAAACGAAAGUCAGGAUUUGGGGCGUCUGACGAGCUCUCCAGUGAGGAAGAGGAGGGGGUACAACCGGUUGAAAAGAUUCACCCACCAGAUCAUCCGGAGAGACAACCUGCUGCAACUUAUCCGACGUCUGCACCCUUGUCUUCUGUUCGGAAGAGAAACCCAAAUUCUAACCCCAAACCGACACUAAGACCUCAGGAAGGGAGUGGAGCCUCCCCAAAGGCGAAGCCUCGAGAGGUGGAGCGUCUCCGGCCGAGCGUGUGCUCCCGUCCCGCCUCCGACACCGAUGACACAUUGUGGGAGGAGCUUCUCCAGGGGCCCGACUCCGUCACCACGGGGAGCAGUGACAGCGAGGGCAACGGGAGGUACAACGCCGGCCUGGCCCUGCCACAGACCACCACUGUGAGCAGCGACGAUGAGAGUCUACAGCAGGGAAUCACCGGAAGCCAGAUGUCCUGGCUUCAGGCGUGUCACCCAUCCAAGGACCGCGUCAGUGCCAUAAUAUGGGAGCAGGGCGAUUGUAAGAAGGCAGACAUGUCUGUGUUGGAGAUCAGCGGCAUCAUCCUCACACGGGUGAAGUUGGUGGAGCAGGGGAUGGGCUACCUCAUCCUCGGUGGGCUCAUGACCGCCAGCCUGGCACUGCUGCCGUUUGCCUUCUGCUUGGCUCAGCACCUGGACAUGUCGAGCCUCGGCUCCCUGUCCCUGACGGGGCUGGCAGAAACGGUGGUCGGGCCGCCCAACGUCCAGGCCUACGCCUUUUUCUUCAUCACAACGGUGCAAAGAGUCUGCCUCACCGGACUGUUCUUCUUCAUGAUGUGCGUGGCCGAGAGAACGUACAAGCAGAGACUUUUAUUUGCCAAGUACUUCAGCCACCUCACUUCAGCUCGCAAGGCCAAGAAAUCUGAGAUUCCUCAUUUCAGGCUGAAGAAAGUCCAGAACAUAAAGAUGUGGUUGUCUCUUCGCUCUUUUCUCAGGAGACGAGGGCCGCAGCGAUCCGUUGAUGUCAUUGUCUCCACUAUCUUCCUUCUGGCACUUUCCAUUUCGUUCAUCAUUUGUGCCCAGCUACUGCGCAGCCACAAGACUUUCCUGGACUCUCAGGCUAACUGGGAGCUGAUGGUGUGGGGCUCCUCCCUCAUCCUCUUCUUGUUACGGCUGGCCACUCUGGGCUCGGAGACCAACUGCAAAUACAGCAACUCCUCGGUGCUUCUCACUGAGCAGAUCAACUUGUAUCUCAAGAUGGAGAAAAAGCCCAAUAAGAAGGAGGAGCUCAGCAUAGUGAACAAUGUUUUGAAACUUGCUACAAAACUGAUGAAGGAGCUGGAUACUCCUUUCAGACUGCUGGGUCUGACGGUGAACCCUCUGAUCUACAACAUCACCAGAGUGGUCAUCUUGUCGGCCGUGUCUGCUGUGGUCAGCGACCUGCUCGGCUUCAACAUCAGACUGUGGAAAAUCAAACCUUAAUGUGAAAACGGCAAACCACUACAAGUCGGACACUGGAGACCAGUAUUCCCACCGUCUGCUGCAGACACUCAUCUCAUCUACAAUAAGUGUGCAAACCUACUGACAGUAUAUUCAUAUGUCUGUGCCUUCCGGCUGAAACUUCUGUCUGAGUUUCAUACAACAAUUGCUUGCACACACACACGCACGCACGCACGCACCAUUACUGGCUCCAAGGGGGUGUGGCACGACACACUCUCCCUCGGCCAAUCCACUAACCCAGUGCCUAUCUGUUGACCAUUGAAUGUUCCUCAGUGUGUUGUGAGUUGAGAUCAUUUCAGGCUUCUGUGGCAUCCAUUAGUUCCAAUUGUGUCUUGUGCAAAUGUGUGAACAACAUGUAAAUACCUUAAAUGCAGAUAGUUUAUAUUCAUUAGUAUGAACAAUAGUUCAUUUAACUACAUAACAAGCUGUGUGCUAUCUAAAGCCUGUAGAUCAGAGUGGGCGGGCAGCUGUACUUUCCUAGGAAUCAACUUUGAUUUUAACCUUUUAUACUAUUUAAUGAGGACAUGUUGAGACUGUAAGUAGAUUUUUAUUUAUUUGGGGUUUUUCUGUUUUAGCGCUUAAACUUGUAUUGGUACCUGUAAGUUGGGCUCUUUGACCACUAUCCGCCUUUUGUAUCGAGGACCAUUGUUGAAUAAAACAACUAUGCAAAGAGGGUUGUGCUCAACGGCAUUGUUUGAUAAGAGGUGAAUAAAGUAUUUUUGUCAUCCAUG
This is a messenger RNA of Scophthalmus maximus (turbot), 3218 nucleotides long. It is a transcript of the gene phtf1, whose product is annotated as putative homeodomain transcription factor 1. The record is from RefSeq and is a predicted model, not a curated record. NCBI's taxonomy places the organism in Eukaryota, Metazoa, Chordata, Actinopteri, Pleuronectiformes, Scophthalmidae. Gene Ontology annotation, cellular component: endoplasmic reticulum. The coding region runs from base 391 to 2469 and encodes 692 amino acids. The transcript is spliced from 17 exons.